Messenger RNA from Plutella xylostella (diamondback moth), 2395 nucleotides. NCBI's taxonomy places the organism in Eukaryota, Metazoa, Arthropoda, Insecta, Lepidoptera, Plutellidae. The record is from RefSeq and is a predicted model, not a curated record.
UUGUCAAAAUAUCAGCCGGUGAUCACUGUCUCUUUACAUUUUCCGACGGUUUUCCUUCUAAUUUCGGUCUCGAAAUUAGUCGAAAUUUAGUUAAAACUUGCAAUAUUCGAGCUUCAGUUUGAGAAUAAAUUCAACACGGUUUUAAAAUAGUUCUCCUAAGUAGCAGUGAAAAGCAGGUAAAGACUCUUUUGAGUGCUGGAACAAGCUUCCCCCGCCGCCCCCCCCGCGCCACCAUGCCCCGCGCGCCCGCCCGCCGCGCGCCGCCUCAGCCAAUCACAACCUUCCUCAACACAUAGGGCUGCCACAAACCACAGCUGGUCUAGUGAUCUAGCUCAUAACUAGUGCAAUUCAUUAUUUAUUCUUUAAUUUGUUACAAAGUGAUAUUAGUGUUAUAAAGUUAUUUUUUAAGAAUAGUGCUGUGCCAUUGUUUGGAUGUUAAAAUGUGGGUGCUAAGUGUGGUGUGCGCGGCGACGGUGGCGACCCUGGCGGCCGCCGCGGACCGCACGCAUCUGCCCCCCACUUGUGAUAGUGUGAUCUACUGCCACGGGCCGCUGCUGGACACGGUGCAGAUGGCGGGGCUCUACAACGACUCCAAGACCUUCGUGGACAUGAAGAUCAAGGUCUCGCAGGACGACACGCUCAACCACUUCUACGACAUGAUGAACAGGACGGGGUCGCGGCCCACCAAGGCGGACGUGCAGGAGUUCGUGUCGCAGAACUUCGACCCCGAGGGCUCCGAGUUCGAGGACUGGCGCCCCCCGGACUGGAAGGAGAACCCCCAGUUCCUGUCGCGCAUCAAGGACCCCCUGCUCCACGCGUGGGCGGCCGACCUGCACCGGCUGUGGCUGGUGCUCGGCCGCAAGAUGAAGCCCGAGGUGAAGCUGCAGCAGCAGCUCUACUCCAUCAUCUAUGUGGACAACCCCGUCAUUGUGCCCGGCGGUCGUUUCCGCGAGUUCUACUACUGGGACUCGUACUGGAUCAUCCGCGGGCUGCUGCUGUCGGAGAUGCGCGACACGGCGCGCGGCAUGCUCUCCAACUUCCUCAACAUCGUGGAGAGGAUCGGCUUCAUCCCCAACGGGGGGAGGAUCUAUUAUGCUAUGAGGUCGCAGCCGCCCCUCCUCAUCCCCAUGAUGCAGACCAUACAGGAGGAGCGGCCGGACCUGCCGUACCUGCGCCAGCACAUACACACGCUGGAUCGAGAGUUCGACUACUGGCUCACCAACCACACCGUGGAGGUGGAAGUUGGCGGACACAAAUACAAGCUAGCGCGGUACAACGACAUGUCGCAAGGCCCGCGACCGGAGAGCUACAAGGAGGACAUCGAUGUGGCCAGACACCUGGAGACCACUGAGAAGAAAGAAGAGUUAUAUGCGGAGCUGAAGGCGGCCGCGGAGUCCGGCUGGGACUUCUCCUCGCGCUGGUUCAUACUCAACGGCACCAACAAGGGCAACCUGACGAACCUGAAGACACGGUCCAUCGUCCCGGUGGACCUCAACGCCAUCUUGUGCUGGAACGCGCGCCUCAUGGCUGACUUCCACCAGAGACUCGGAGACCCCGCUAAAGCGGAGUAUUAUAGGGCACUGCAUGAGCAGUGGGAGACCGCUAUACAUGAGGUGCUAUGGCACGAGGACGUGGGCGUGUGGCUGGACUACAGCCUGGCAUCGGGGCGCCGCCGAGACUACUUCUACCCCAGCAACGUGGCGCCGCUGUGGACCGGGGCCUACAGCCAGGAGAAACGGGAUUAUUACGUCAGCCGGGUUAUUAACUAUCUGGAUAAGGUUAAGGUGGACAUCUUCGAGGGCGGCAUCCCCACGACCUUCGAGCAUUCGGGCGAGCAGUGGGACUACCCCAACGCCUGGCCGCCGCUGCAGUACAUGGUGGUGAUGGGUCUGCACAAGUCGGGCUCGGCGGCGGCGGCGCGGCUGGCGGGCGAGCUGGCGGCCAAGUGGGUGCGCAGCAACCUGCGCGUCUGGAGCCGCCACCGGGCCAUGCUCGAGAAGUACGACGCGACGAUCUUCGGCGGUCUGGGCGGCGGCGGCGAGUACGUGGUGCAGACCGGCUUCGGCUGGACCAACGGAGUCAUCCUCGAGCUGCUCAACACCUACGGAGACGUGCUGACGGCAUCAGAGGCGUUCGGCUCGGGAGCCCCCUCCUCGGGCGUGGUGGGCGCGCAGCUGGGCGGGGGCGGGGGCGUGGCCACCGCGCUGCUGGUGGGCGUGGCGUCGCUGGUGGCCACUGCGCUUGGUGUGGUGGUGUACCGCCGGCGGCGCGGCCUGCCCCCGCGCGCGCCGGGCGAGGUGUCGCGGCUGCUGGCGCGAGGCAAGCGCUACACCGAGCUGCGCAGCCUCAGCGGGGCCCCGGCGCGCCAGCGGUGAGCUCAGACCAACAUACCAGG